AUGGCAUUGCCUAUGGACGAUGCCGACAACUUGCAUUCUCAACUUUUUGGCUCCAGUUUGGUAACAGACAGCAAAGGUAAUUAUGCAUUUCCUUGCGACGCAGACGCCAAUAUUACUAUCAGCCUCGAUGGCCAGAAAUUUUCAAUUUCAGUAAGUGACUUCAAAGGAGACGAAUAUGGGUCCCAACUAGAAGGUUAUUGCGCAUCCAAGAUACAGGGUCUCGACGAUAACAACUAUUGGAUUUUGGGAUCUAUCUUUCUCCGUCGUUACUAUGCUAUAUUUGAUAUCCAGCAGCAUAAAAUUGGACUUGGCGUGAAUAAUUUGCUGCUGUACAAGUUGAAAGAGGUAAAGCCAACCUCAAUCACUUCAAGCAGUUUGUCCUCUUCCACCAUAGUGCAUGGCAACUCUUCAAGCUCUCAAUCUACAAAGCACUCUAAAACGAGCCUGGCUAAUAGUUCAGGACUGAUCGCUGGUCUUUCGUACGCUUUAUUGUGCAUGUUUGCGUACAUAAUAUAA
Molecule: messenger RNA, 516 nt
Organism: Meyerozyma guilliermondii ATCC 6260
Lineage: Eukaryota; Fungi; Ascomycota; Pichiomycetes; Serinales; Debaryomycetaceae
Exons: 1
Coding region: 1-516 (171 amino acids)
Biological process (GO): proteolysis
Molecular function (GO): aspartic-type endopeptidase activity
Source: RefSeq, a predicted model, not a curated record